AUGAUCAGAACGACGUCGUCGGAGGGAGCGUGGCAGGGCGAUAAUCCUCUCAACCACGCUCUCCCUCUGUUGAUCAUUCAAACCAUUCUCGUACUUUUUCUUAGUCGCACCCUCGCCUUUCUACUCAAACCCCUUCGCCAACCCAAAGUCGUAGCCGAAAUCAUUGGUGGAAUUUUGUUGGGACCUUCUGCUUUUGGACGCAACAAAACAUUCAUGAACACAGUGUUCCCAUCGUGGAGCACUGCGAUGCUGGAAUCUGUGGCGAGUCUUGGCCUCAUAUUUUACCUUUUUCUAGUGGGUUUGGAGCUUGACCUUGCCACGAUUAGCCGGAGCGGGAAGCGAGCCUUCAACAUCGCGGUGGCCGGAAUAACGCUGCCGUUCAUCUUUGCCGCGGGAGUGACGUUCCUUCUGCAAAGAGCCGUUGGGUCUGAGAACCAGAACUUUGGGUACCUUCAGCACUUGGUUUUCUUAGGUGUUGCUCUGUCCAUCACAGCUUUCCCUGUGCUCGCGCGCAUUUUAGCUGAGCUCAAGCUCUUGACCACGAGUCUCGGAGAGACUGCCAUGGCCGCGGCGGCGUUCAAUGACAUGGCGGCGUGGGUUUUAUUGGCCUUGGCGGUGGCUUUGGCUGGCCAGGGACACAAAGGGAGCUUGCUCACAUCAUUAUGGAAGUUUUGGUUCUGUCUGGUUUUAGGAGUGGCGUUUGUGGCGUUGAUGAUGAUCCUCGUUCGACCCCUGAUGAACAGAAUUGCGAAUAAGUGUUGUCACGAACAUGACGUGUUAUCCGAAACGCACGUAUAUUUAACCCUUGCAGGAGUAAUGUUUGCAGGGUUCAUGACAGACAUAAUAGGUAUACAUUCAAUUUUUGGAGGCUUUAUUUUUGGACUAACCAUACCCAAGGAAAGUGAAUUUGCAAGCAGAUUAACCAGAAGAAUAGAGGACUUCGUCUCCACGUUGCUGCUUCCCUUGUACUUCGCUUCAAGUGGUUUGAAAACUGAUGUGAGUAAGCUCCACCGUAUGAUGGAUUGGGGACUUCUUUUGUUCGUCACGUGCACGGCUUGUGCUGGGAAGAUUCUGGGGACUUUUGCGGUGGCAGUGAUGUGCAUGGUGCCUCUCAGGGAAUCGUUGACUCUUGGAGUUUUGAUGAACACCAAAGGGUUGGUGGAGCUAAUAGUUCUCAAUAUUGGGAGAGAGAAAAAGCAGGUUCUAAACGACGAGAUGUUUACCAUCCUUGUGCUCAUGGCUCUCUUCACCACCUUCAUUACAACUCCAAUUGUCUUGGCCAUAUAUAAACCCUCUCCUAUUAACUCCAUUCCGCAAAACCUGUCCCGGCUCACAGAAUCCAAGCUUCGUAUUCUUGCUUGCAUCAUGGAACUUACAACAUAA
Messenger RNA from Sphenostylis stenocarpa, 1383 nucleotides. Lineage: Eukaryota; Viridiplantae; Streptophyta; Magnoliopsida; Fabales; Fabaceae. The record is from the annotation of a GenBank genome assembly.